Messenger RNA from Plodia interpunctella (Indianmeal moth), 7339 nucleotides. It is a transcript of the gene TppII, whose product is annotated as Tripeptidyl-peptidase II. Gene Ontology annotation, cellular component: cytosol. Lineage: Eukaryota; Metazoa; Arthropoda; Insecta; Lepidoptera; Pyralidae. Bases 87 to 4040 code for a protein of 1317 amino acids. The transcript is spliced from 26 exons. The record is from RefSeq and is a predicted model, not a curated record. Gene Ontology annotation, molecular function: serine-type endopeptidase activity; tripeptidyl-peptidase activity. Gene Ontology annotation, biological process: proteolysis.
GUUGUGUUUGUGUACUUACGUUUCCUAGGGCUAAGUUGUGAAUGUGAUAAAGUCCCCAUCCAGGCAAGCCUAGAGCUGCAGUUAUUAUGAAGAAACUGGGAAAAAUCUCGUACCACAUAUUGUCUAAUCGAAUAAAUUACACAAAUAAUUUCGCACUCAAUAUCUUCAUCAAGCGGAUGACAGUAAACUGUGUGUUGCCAGAUUCUGAUUUAAGAAUAUUUCAACAAAAACCAGAUAUAAAAUCAUCAAAAAUGGCAGACGUACCGAUCGACUGUGAUUUCCCCGUGUGGGGAUUAUUGCCGAAAAAAGAAACAGGGGUUGUAUCUUUUCUGACUAAAAAUCCAAAUUAUGAUGGCAGAGACACUGUUAUUGCAAUUUUUGAUUCGGGUGUGGACCCUGCGGCGUCUGGAUUGCAGGUCACGUCCACUGGCCAGACUAAAGUAAUUGAGAGAUUCGACUGCAGUGGUUGCGGUGAUGUGGAUACUAGUACAGUCAUAAAAAAAUUGAAUGAUGGAUGCAUCACCGGCGUUACUGGUCGCAAACUGAAGAUACCAGAAUCAUGGAAGAAUCCCACUGGAUCUUGGAGGGUGGGUGUGCUUCACCCUUUCAGUCUGUACCCGACUAAACUUAAGGAGCGAGUUCAGGAGCACCGUAAAGAGCACACCUGGGACGUCGGCCACAAACCCGCACUGGCUGAGGCUACCAAACUCUUGCAGGACUUUGAAUCUGAAGUUGUGUCCAAAUCUUCAAACAUUAGUCUUGAAGACAAAUUGUUAAAAGAGGAACUAGAGGCAAGAGUGGAGGUCCUUCAGAAUGCAGAGAAGAAAUACAAUGAUCUCGGGCCUACAUAUGAUUGUGUGCUGUUCCACGACGGUACAGUUUGGAGGGCGUGUAUAGACACAUCGGAGUGCGGCGAUCUAUCGUCGGGCCCGCUGCUGGGGGAGUACAGCGUGACGCACGAGCACCAGCACCUCACGGCGCUGGACGAGAUGACGGUCAGCAUCAACGUGCACGACGACGGCGCUCUGCUGGAGGUGGUCGGCAUGUGCUCAACGCACGGCACGCACGUAGCAGCGAUCGCGGCGGGCUUCUUCCCCUCGGAGCCGGACAAGAACGGCGUGGCGCCGGGCGCGCGCGUGCUGUCGCUCACCAUCGGCGACAGCCGCCUGGGCUCCAUGGAGACCGGCACUGCGCUCGUCAGAGCUUGCAUCAAGGUCAUGGAGCUCUCCAAGAAGAUGAACAUCGACGUCAUCAACAUGAGCUAUGGGGAGCACGCGCAUUGGUCUAACGCUGGACGUAUCGGCGACAUAAUCUGUUCGGUGGUGAACCGCUACGGGGUGUCGUGGGUGGUGUCGGCCGGCAACCACGGGCCCGCGCUGUGCACCGUGGGCGCUCCGCCCGACAUCGCGCAGCCCGUGCUCAUCGGCGUAGGCGCAUACGUAUCCCCGGAAAUGAUGUCAGCGGCGUACUCGAUGCGGGCGAAGCUGGGCGGCGGCGCGUUCAGCUGGAGCUCGCGCGGGCCCGCGACCGACGGCGCGCCCGGCGUCGCCGUGUGCGCGCCGGGCGGCGCCAUCGCCUCCGUCGCCAGAUUCACUCUAAGAAAUUGCCAAUUGAUGAACGGCACGUCUAUGGCCGCUCCACACGUCGCCGGAGUAGUUGCCGCACUAAUAUCCGGGAUGAAGGCAAAGAAUUUGAGCUAUUCGCCAUAUUCAGUGAAGAGGGCUUUAGAGAAUUCUGCUACGUAUCUGAAUCACGUGGAGCCGUGGGCGCAGGGCAACGGGCUUGUUAACAUCGAAAAGGCAUUCGAAAUCCUAAGCUUAUACCACGACCAACCCGACCGUGACGUGACGUUCAACAUCCAAUGCGGCGCCAGUAAUGAUAAGGGCAUAUUCCUACGGCCGAAAAUCGACGAUGUACCGAAAGAUAUUGGGAUCACCGUCGAGCCGCAGUUCUUGCAAAAUCAUCUUGAUGCUGAGAACAAGGACAUGAUUCCGAAGCAGAUCUCGUUCUCAGUGCGGCUGGCGCUCACGUGCGAGGCCGGUUGGCUCUCGAUCCCGCAGCACCUCGACAUGAUGAACGCCGCCAGGUCCAUCUCCAUCCGCGUCGACCCCACUAGCUUAUCGCCUGGGGCGCAUUUCACUAGUAUAAAUGCGUAUGACGUCGCUUGUCCGGAAAAAGGGCCAGUGUUCCGCGUAGCAGUUACAGUGUUACAACCACAGCCUUUAGAACUCGCCGCGCCAUCUUGUCCGCAGUUGAACGAAACGCAAGUUCUGUUCAAACCCGCCACAAUCAAGAGGCACUUCGUUAUUGUGCCACCCGAAGCUACGUGGGGCGUGCUCAGAAUAUCGACACAGGACAAAGAGAAGAUUGGCCGCUUUCUGGUCCACACGAUGCAGAUUGUGCCCAGGAAGUCGUGUCGCAGCCACGAGACGCAGAAAAUGAUUAAUGUCACUGCCGAAGCGCCUACAACACUGCCUUUCCAGUUAUAUGGCGGCGUAACGCUAGAAAUAGUGAUCGCGAAGUACUGGGCGAACAUAGGCGAGCUGGUGGUGGAGUACAGCGUGGAGUUCCACGGACUGAAGCCGGACUUCGGCGCGCGACUGGUGGUGCGCGCGGCGGGCGGGCUGCGCGGCGCGCGCGUGCUCGCGCUGCGCCUGCAGGAGCUCGCGCCCAGCGCCUGUCUGCGGCACCACGACUCUGUGGCCAGGCCGUCGGAAUCAAAACUGAUGCCGCUCACAGCGAGAGACGUGAUCCCGCCCAGCAGACAGAUAUAUCAGUUGAUCAACACGUACAACUUCCACAUAGCCAAGGGCACUGACGUGACCCCAAUAGUAUCGUUGUUGUGCGACAUGCUGUACGAAUCUGAGUUCGAGUCCCAGAUGUGGAUGUUGUACAACAGCUGCAAACAGCUCAUGGCCGUCGGCGACGCUUAUCCGUCCAAAUACUCAGUGAAGCUAGAGAAAGGCGACUACGUGCUUCGUCUGAACAUCCGUCACGAUAACCGUUCAUUACUAGAGAGGUUACAAGAGUUGCCUGUAUUAAUACAACAACGAUUGGCUCAACCUAUCACCUUGGACGUCUAUUGUUCUCAGCCUCAGGCGCUCACUGGUGGCAAGAAAUUCAACUCAAGUUCACUCCCAAGUGGCACAAUACUACCUGUGUACUUCGCUCCGGUGCCCGCCGACAAGAUCAGCCGCUCAAACCUAACAAUAGGUCACCAACUAACGGGCACAGUGACCUUCGCAAAAGACGAGCUCGGGCGUAAAGUGGACUCCUAUACUCUGCACUACGUGCCGUGUGAACCUCCCAAGCGGCCGUCGCAACCCAAGGAUAAGGAUAAACCCAAACAUGAAGAGUAUUUGGAUGCGUAUAAGGAGUUCGCUACCAACUGGCUGUCGAAAUUGGAGGGGGAUAAACUAGAGCAAGUAUACGAAGAGUUAGUAGACAAAUGUCCUGGAUACCUCGGCGCGCAUAUCGCGUACUUACACGGCAUUGAUUCGCCCACGGACCCUAAGAAAUUACCUCAUGCUAAAGAAAUCCCGAAUGUGACGACAGCCUGGUGUGAACAAUUGAGUUCGAUAGCAGACAAGGUAAUCAACGCAAUCGACCAGGAGAAAUUGUUAGCGUAUAUAGGCAUGAAGAAUGACACGAGAAGUGACGCUAAUAAAAUUAAACAAGAACAAGAGAAGCUGCGCGGGUACCUGAUAGAGGCGCUGUGCCACCGCGGCGUGGCGCUGUGUCGCCUGCGCGCGCUCGGCGCCGCGCUCGACGCCGCGCUGCAGCGCAACCUCGCCGACCUGCUCAAGUUCACCGACCUCGCCGACACUAAGGCAAUCCACUACGGCGUAUGGCACUGCUUCACAAUGGAGCACUGGGGUCGCGCCAUCAAACUGCUCACCAAAAUCCAAGAGGAACGACCUUCGAAAGAGAUAGAAGAACGCAUCAUAGAGUGCUACGAACAGCUGGGAUGGAAACACCUGGCAGCCUCCGCUCAGCUUCAGAUGCCGAUCAAGUAUCCCAGUGGAUACAGGCCUUUCUGAACUCGUAUGUCCUUCGCCUUAGUUUUUAUUGCUCUUUCAUAAGGUGUUUCAUUUUGACAGUGAAAUUUAGAUGUUUUAUUGUUCGUUUCUCGCUCGUGGGAAUUUUGAGAAAUCUGGUCAUAUUCAACAAAUCGUAAUGAAAUUAAAUCCUUCAAGCUCCCAACGAUAGUGUGACAAGAAUUAUGUAUACCAAUGGGUGCAGGACACCUAGAUUUCGUCUUUCUUGGCGUGUAGUAUUUGAAAGCACAUUAAUUUAAAUGCUUGAAUCAUUUUCCACACAAAGUAAAAUAAAUAUAAUAUUUCAUCAUCACGACAUCCGUGCGUUGUAAAAUAACAACAUUUUUAAUUUAUGUUUUCAUAUUCGUGUCGUUGACUCACAUUAGAGUUCAACAAGAACGAAUUUAAAAAUAGAAGAAGAAAAUUGUAUAAAUUAAUUUUUCUCAAAAUUCUCACGUUCAAGUCUCAUAAAAUUUGCAUUUUUUGCAGCGCUAUUUUAAUACGAUUACUGUGCAGAUUUAUAAUUAAAUAUGACAAUCAUAAAGCAGUCAUAAUAUAUUCGAAUAGAAAGAGUAAAGAGUCAAAGCAAUAUUUUACUCGAGCGUGAAUCGAUUUGUAUCGUUAUUUGAAUUGGAUAAACAUUAACAUCAUAACAAAACAACUCAUUUAACGCUCGUCGAUGUACCAUUUAUUUAGUAUAUUUUAUUCAAGAAUAGUACAGGUCGUUUUAUGCCCAAGUAAUAUUUGUUAUUCAACCUAUCACGCGUUUAGAUGUUAUACAUAUAUAUACCAAUAUAUUUACACGAUAGAGAUGUUAUAUAUUAUAAUAAAUCAACUUAAAUACAUUUAGAUAGUUCGCUUGACUGAAUAUACAUAGUUAAAAUGCCUUUACCGUGAAAUGUUUUCAAAUAAUCUAAUCGGUAAGAAAAAUCAAAGUGGGAAAAUGCUCGUACAAAUUUAUAAUCAAAUCUAAAUGCGCACUUAUUAAAUGUUAUUACAAUAAAUUUUGUAUGAAAUUUUUACAGUAUUUUAAAUUCUUGUUAGUAUACACACACAAGAUUUGUUAUUUACAAUAAAAUGAGUAUAAUAAAAUUAUGUGAGAUUGUUGACGCUAGAGUGUUAUGACUUUGCUAAACUUUCUUACCUUAAUAAUUGAUAAUAACUAAAAUAUUUCACUUUCUAUUGUUUGACCCUGACUUUUUUCAAAUAAAUCUGAAUACAGUAUCUUAUUUUAAUACGUAGGAAGUAAACAAAUUUUACUUAACUUUUAUGGUUUUCUUAACAAUGCCUUCAUUUCAUUGUUACAAAAAAUAAUAACCGAAGAUAUGAGAACCUCUUUUGUAAGAUCGGUUUAUAAUUGCCUAACGUACACCAGCUGUACUGUAAAUACACGUGACUAAUAAUAGUAUAAUUAAUACAUUUAGUACCGAAUUGUUUUAAUGAUUACAUAAUUACUUUUAAGACAUUGCUAUAUUAGUUCGUUUCUCAUUGGACGGAGAAAUUUAAGUAAGAAUGAUUUCACGUUCAACGGAUUUGAUAGAGGUGACAAAAACAUAUUUUGUGUGCUCAAUCGAAUGGUCAUUUAUUUUGUAUUUUCAAUAAUAAGUUGAAAACAUUUAUAUAAUUUUUAUUUUUCUUAGAAUUUCCACGAAUGGAUGAGGAUGAAUUUGCGCAAAUGCUCUUCGAUCUAUUGUAAGAAAAGUUUAAUAUAAGUUUGAAAUAUUUUAAUAUGUGACUGAAUUUGUGCUAAGAAAACUUAGUGAACGAAUACGUACCACUGACUGUCUGAUCAACCAUGUAUUGAUAACGAAAAAUGGAGAUUGUCCAAUCCAACUGAAUCACUCCAACUGAAAAUAUAAAUUUGAUACGAGUAUCAAAGUCGGCGCGAGGUCAUGGCAGAACAUAAAAUGACUGAGAAAGAAUCUAUUUUAACUUGUGCUUAGAUUUAUUCAGAGCUAUAGUCGAUUUCUAAGCCACACAGAUAAAAAGAAAACAUUGCUCUGAUGCUACGUACGUAUCGCCAAGGUCGAACAGUGAAUACUUGAAAGUUACACUAGUUCGGUACAAUUAUUAUUAUCGAUACCGAUCUUUAUACUAGAUCUUUUACUCGGUACUCGUAUUUGCUUGCAUGGAGACAGGCGAGUGAGGGCUGAUAACAAAGUGAAUCAAGAGCGAACCCCAAGAUUGAUUCUCUAAUCCUUGCGUGUUCCUGGUUUCAUUCGGGGCUGUGACGCUGCAAAGCCCGGGGUCAGCGUAAAAUAUCCAUUAUAUGCUGAACACCGAUUCCCUUCGUCUAGCCUCUCGUUACCCCGCGCGCGGACUCAGUUAAAAGACCUCGUUUGUUCAUUAGUUUUACUAGUGGGUGAAGUGCGGGUUCAUUUCACUUCUCACCAGCGAACCAAUCACAUUGCGCCAUUGUGACGCAACGAUAGCCACACUGCAAUGUGAUUGGUUCGCUGUGUCUCACUUCGAAUCGAUUCGAUGGCGAGAAGUGUAAUGCAAACCGGCACUUAACCCCUUGGUUCGUCUUAUUAGUUCGAUCGUCGAACGAAUGAGAAUUUUUUUUCUCAUUUGUUAGACCAUCUAAUUUAAAUGAGAAAAUAUUUCUACUACAUUUAAAAGUUUUACCAAACCUAUGUCUAUUAUAGUUUGUUUGGCCGUGUAGUAUUUUUAUAUAGUUAAUUUACGAUUUUUAUUUUAAAUCUUAACAAAUGACCUCAUUAGUGUUACUAUCUCAGGUGCGUCAAGCUAGCCAAGCGGCUGUAGUCAAAUUUAUCUUUAGGAUUUUUUUUCGUCAACUGCGGACGUGUCACGAAUACGCUAGAAUAUAUCAUACUAAAUAUAUAAAUUGUUUUCAUUACAUAUGUUUUGCAUCUUGCCAUAAUCGAAUUAAAAUAAAAUUGAAACACGAGGGUGGCGAAGCAAUUGAAAAUAUUCGCAAUUUAUUGUAAAGCAUUUAAGGUUAGGUAAUAUCAAUAUUAGUUUUUUUUAGCAAACUUUGUGAACUUCGUGCACGAUGUGCUUGUGGCAGAGAGUGGGUCAUUAAAAUUUCAAACUUCAACUUAUAUAAUUGAAAACUUUCAACUUCAGGGAUUAUAAUUUGAUAGAAUAUUUUUGUUUUCGUUUCAUCAUACUUUACCCCGUAGCCGUACGUGUCGUGUACGAUGUUGGCACACAAACCUGCAGUUGACUAAGCUGCUACAUUUGAUUUGUAUUGACACUGUCGUGCUUCGUGAUUAUGAUAAAGGCAAUAUUUUUAAGCGAAUUGUUGAUCGACGAGGUAAUAAAAUAUUAUUUGAUGA